GUUUAUCACAAAUCAUGAAUGAGAGCCCUAGAGUGGGUCAGCUGACCAGUCAGUUAAAUGAACUGAAGAUUGACCUAUAUAACUUUGAGGACCCCCACUACGAGGAUGGCAAAUAUGUGCUGACAAGUCCUCGGUCACUGGAGGCAUGUGCAAAGCUUGGUGUCAAGCCAGUAGACCUAUUGUACAAGCCCCUGGCAGAAUUCCAAGAGGAGCUGCUACCUCAAGAUGUGCCUCUUCGUACCAUCUAUAACGUCUACGAUGACCAUGAACAACAACGACAGAUAAAGUUAAAAAUGGCUCGAGAUGAGAGAAACAAACUGAAAGAACAGGAAAACCAAGUUAGGAGUAGAAGUAAAAAAAUGGGGAACAAGUAUUCUGGCCUGUCCAAAAAGUCUUUGAGGAAAUCUAGAAUGUUCAAAUCUACUUCAGAUGAGGACCUGAGCCAGGUGAGAGGAAGUGUACAGCGUCAGAGGACAGCUUGGGCCAUGUCAGUAGGUCACAAACGAGUCUCAGACACUGAUAUCAACAAAAGAGCCAAUGAAUUACACGAAGAAAGUCUGAAAUUACGAAAUGAACUGUUGUCCAAGAAAGAGAGAAUGAGACCAAGGCCAAAAUCAGCACAAAGCGGGAGGAUAAAAAGAAAAGGAACUGGAAGGUCAUCUGUUGCUAGGUCAAGGUCACGCAGUACAUCCAACUUAUCUCUGAACAGCUCUAGUGGGUCCUGUCUCCUUAAUAAGUCUGCUGUUAGGGAUGCCCGCCCCAUCUCUAACCCCUCUCUUAGGAAAACGCUCAGUUCUUCAUCUGUAGAUCUGCGCUCCACCUGUGUGACUCCCAGAGACCAGAAGAUUUUGGAGCUGAUGAUGAGUAAGGGUGAAGAGGAGAAGGCAGUCAGCCGUGACCGAUACAUGGCUGACCUGGCAUGGGAGCUUCAGCGCAAGAGAGAGGAGGAAGCAAAAAUUACGUCGGAGAUGAAGAGACGUGAGCUGCUUGCCGAGGAAAACAGAAUCCGACAUCGUAAAAAGGUUGAGACAGAGAAACAGCGCCUUGAGAUGGAGGCAGAACUACUAGAGGCAAGAGAACGGAAACUGAAGGAAAGUGCUGCACAGUGGAAACGUUCCUCCAAUAUCCAGCUGGCAAUGAGGGAUAUGAAGUUGGCUGAAAGGAAAGAAAAAGAACUACUGAAAAAGCUGUCACAGGAACGUAAUAAACAGUUAAUGGAUCAAGAUGAGAGUGAAAUGAAGGAACUUGUGCUAGAAAAGCAUCGUCGGGACAUUCACACUGCUGCUCAGCGUAAAGAAGUCAAACUUCUUCAGGAUUCUAUGAAAAAAGUAAUGGAGAAUAGAAACAAGAGGGAUACAUUUGAGGAUAGACGUAAAUUAAUAGAUGAAAUAACAGAACAGGAUCAAGAUCACAUGAAGAAUUCCAUCCACAAGCGUCACAGUUCUGCGGAGGUCAACCUCAACCGGGUUGCCCAGCAGAAGGAAAAUGAACUCCGUUUGAGCCAAUUGGAACGAGAGAAGCGAGCACUAUCAGCAAAGAUGUCACAGAAAAAGUUAGAUCAGGAGCUGGAAGAAUGGCGGACAAGUGUGAAGAAUCAUAGAAAAGCUGUGGAGCGCCAUGCAAGUGAGGUCAGUGCACAGAAUACAGAUAUGAAAGCACGCAAAGCUCACAUGGAGCGAGUACAGAGAGAACAGGCACAGAGGAACAGCAUCAAAAAAAUACAUAAGGAGGUUGAGGCAUGGAGACAGGAUACAGAGGCAGGUCUUCACUGGAAGGAUUCCAAGGCAAAUGCUGUCCUACAGGACAAGGAGAACACAAUACAACAGUCACGCCAUGUCGCACAUCAGUCUUCCAAACUGCGCAAUGAACUGAGGGAGAAAUAUGGAGCCGAGAGUUUUGACAAGAAGGCAUUUCGAGUGGAAUUAUUUCAUCAAAUUGGUCUUGGACAUCUGUCAAAUAAAAAGACAGUGUAGCAAUUGUGACAGUGUUUAGAAAUUCUACACAUACUUUAGUGACUAUGCAUUAUGUAAGUCAUGGUUGGCUGGGAGUGUAGUGAUUGUGAGACAGGUAAACUAUGGUUGACUGGUGGUGCAGUAAUUGUGAGACAGGUUAGCCAUAGUUGACUAGUGAUGUAGUGAUUAUGAGAGAGGUUAGCCAUGGUUGACUAGUAUUGUAGUGAUUAUGUCACAGUUAAGCCACGGUUGACUGCCAGUGUAGUGGUUAUGAGACAGUUAAGCAAUGGUUGACUGGCAGUGUGGUUAACUGGGAGUGUAGUGAUUGUGAGGUAGGUUAGCCAUAGUUGAUAUAUUGAUUAUGAGACAGGUUAGCCCUGGUUGACUAGUGAUGUAGUGAUUAUGUCACAGUUAAGCCACGGUUGACUGGCAGUGUGGUUGGCUGGGAGUGUAGUGAUUGUGAGACAGGUUAGCCAUAGUUGACUAGUGAUGUAGUGAUUAUGUCACUGUUAAGCCACGGUUGACUGGCAGUGUGGUUAACUGGCAGUGUAGUGAUUGUGAGACAGCUUAGCCACGGUUAACUCAAGUGUGAGACGUGUGCUCAUUGAUGACUGACUGAACAGUCUAUCACAUUUCAAUAAAAUAGUGGAUGUUCACACUCUAGGUAGCAUACACACUGUACAUCUACAUCAUACCACAUGUUUAGGUAAACGAGUCUGGAAUAUAGAGGGUAAAACCUGAUCAGGGAUGAUUGAUAAGAGGUGACCCAGACCCAGGUCUGAUUACAGUUAGAGAAGGAACGAAUCAGUAGACAACUGUAACACAAUUAGUGAAGGCUUUGAAAAUGUACAUUGUUUAUCAAACAUAGACAGCAACUACAGUAUAUGUAUCGGGGGGGUUAAAGAAUUAGGGAAUGUUAAAUCCAGUUAUUAAAAGUGACAUUCAUAGCAUGUUUCUGAAUGUACAGAAGUUGUCAUGUGAAUACUCCCAACUCGGGCCUUGAUUAAGGGCUCUGUUAUGUACAUUUGUAUUUAUUUAUUAUUAUAUG
Molecule: messenger RNA, 3000 nt
Organism: Ylistrum balloti
Lineage: Eukaryota; Metazoa; Mollusca; Bivalvia; Pectinida; Pectinidae
Product: coiled-coil domain-containing protein 177-like
Exons: 17
Coding region: 15-1973 (652 amino acids)
Source: RefSeq, a predicted model, not a curated record